AUGGCGCCACAGGGGCCCCCCAGCCCUUCUCCCCCACUUUACCCAUCUUCGCACCACUUAAAAUACCCUCGGGGGGCCCCCCAGGGGCCCCCCCAGGGGCCCCCCCAGGGGCCCCCCCAGGGGCCCCCCCAGGGGCCCCCCCAGGGGCCCCCCCAGGGGGCCCCCCAGGGGGCCCCCCAGGGGCCCCCCCAGGGGGCCCCCCAAAGGGUUUCCCGGGGCUUCCCCCUGGGGGGCCCCCAGGGGGCCCCCCAGGGGGCCCCCCAGGGGGCCCCCCGGGGGCCCCCACAAGGAAGCCCUCAGGGGCCCCAAGAGGAAAGGACAGAAGAUAUUCCAGAAGUCCCACCUGAGGGGAUUCCCGAGGGGCCCCCAGAGGGGCCCCCAGAGGGGCCCCCUGAGGGCCCCCCUGAGGGGCCCCCUGAGGGGCCCCCUGAGGGGCCCCCAGAGGGGCCCCCUGAGGGGCCCCCAGGGGGGCCCCUGCGGGGGUUUCCCGUGAGGGUUUGGAGUGAAGAGGGUUUGCGAAAAGUCUCUUUGAUUCGUAGUUGCUGCUUAGAGGGUUUAAAUGCAAUUAAAUGUGGCUGGGGGCCCCCCUGGGGGCCCCCCGGGGGGCCCCCCUGGGGGCCCCCCAGACCCAGUCAAGCAAAGUCCUGGGGGCCCCCAGAGCUGGGGGGCCCCCGGGGGGCCCCCGGGGGCCCCCCGGGGGCCCCCUGGGACACAGAGGGGCCCCCCACUCCAGUCUCAGAGGCAGCUGACGAAGCUGUGGAUGAUGCAGCAGCAGCAGCAGCAGCAGCAGCAGCAGCAGCAACUGCAGCAGCAGCAACUGCAGCAGCAGCAACACUUGCCGCCAGAGCAAGCGGCAAGGUGUUUGUGUGUGAGGCUGUGCACAUGUCUCGCAUCCCUGACAUGCUGGCUCCGCAGCGGGAGUGCCGCGCGCUGGAGCGGGCGGAGCUGCUGAUAGAGCAGCAAAAGGAAAAGAUUGAAGAGCUGGCAGCAAAAGUGUUGGAGUUGGAAAGUUCUCGAGGGUUUCGGGAGGAAAGUUUUGCUGCUGCAGCGCAGCAGUUUGCUGCUGAGAACCAGCAGCUGCGGCUGCAGCUUGCUGCGCUGCAGUCCGACUUUGCUGCGCUGCAGCAAAAGGACUGCAGCGCCGACAAGGAAAGGCAGACUUUGCUGCAGACUGUUGCUGCAGCAGAAAAGGGAAUUGCAGACAGAGACGCUUUGAUUCGCCACUUGCAAAGCAGCGACAAAACCCUGGAGAACAAAAGGCUGAAGGAAGAGCAGCAGCAGCUGCUGCACCGAAUUGACAAACUGCAAAAAGCAAUUGGAGCCACCGGCGAGGGAGUCAAGGAGGGCAGGUCUCCCCUCGAGGCAAGGUUGGCGGACCAGCUAGCCAGAGUCCAAAGAGAUGUGGAGCUUCACAGGGGCACCACCCGCCAGCUGGGCGCCACCACAGAAGAGCUCAGGAUCUCCAAGAUGUGCCUCGUGCAAUCGGAAGCGAGUUUGCUGGAGGGCAAGAAGCUAAUAGAAGAGCAGCGGGCAGAAAUCCAGCGGCUGUACAAAAUAGUGGAGGCGCUAAACCGCGAAAAGGCCCUCGUGCCUCCGGUGGUUUUGACUUUGCCAAAACACUUGAGAGGAAGUGGAAGUGAACAAAUAGAAGAACUUUCGAAAAAGAUGGGAUUGAUUCUGCAAGCCCUAGAAAGAGAACGACAAAGUGAGGGUUUAGGGUUUAGGGUUUAG
This is a messenger RNA of Eimeria necatrix, 1731 nucleotides long. RefSeq lists its product as hypothetical. The record is from RefSeq and is a predicted model, not a curated record. Bases 1 to 1731 code for a protein of 576 amino acids. The transcript has 7 exons. Lineage: Eukaryota; Apicomplexa; Conoidasida; Eucoccidiorida; Eimeriidae.